Messenger RNA from Diospyros lotus (date-plum), 2451 nucleotides. Its product is annotated as phytyl ester synthase 2, chloroplastic-like. The coding region runs from base 78 to 2189 and encodes 703 amino acids. Gene Ontology annotation, cellular component: membrane. Lineage: Eukaryota; Viridiplantae; Streptophyta; Magnoliopsida; Ericales; Ebenaceae. The transcript is spliced from 14 exons. The record is from RefSeq and is a predicted model, not a curated record.
CAGUGGUAGCACAGUGGACCAACGUCCUUCUAAGAAAUCCCCAAGAGUCGAGUGGAAUCGAGGCACCAUCAUCCAUCAUGGCAGCCGCCGCGACAGGCAUUUUCGCCGUCGGUUUCUCACCCCUCCUGCGCGGCAAGAAAAUCCCGGCCACCAGAAAAUAUAAUAAACCGAAAAGUACGGUUACGAACCGGCAAUCGGUUUGGUCAACCGAACGGCCACGGCCUCCGUCAACGACCGUCUCCGAGAAGGGAAGUCUGGAGAAAGCGUUUGCGGAUGAGGCAAAACUGGAGGGCGAGGGGGAGCAGCGAUUGAAGUUGAAGGAUUACUUUGAGCAGUCGAAGGAGAUGAUGAUCGGAUCGGACGGUGGGCCGCCUCGUUGGUUCUCCCCCUUGGACUGCGCCUCUCGCUUGGGUACCAACUCCCCGCUCUUACUCUAUUUACCCGGGGUUGAUGGUGUUGGGCUCGGACUUUCUUUGCAUCACAAACGGCUUGGAGAGAUGUUUGAUAUAUGGUGCUUGCAUAUACCAGUUAUGGAUCGAACACCAUUUUCAGACCUGGUGGACCUUGUUACGAACACAGUAAGGUCAGAGAACUUUUGUUCACCGAACAGACCAAUUUACCUUGUUGGAGAAUCCAUUGGAGCAUGCUUAGCACUAAGUGUUGCUGCCUGUAACCCUGAUAUUGAUCUUAUACUAAUUUUAGCUAACCCAGCUACUUGUUUUGGCAGAUCACAGCUGCAGCCUUUUAUGCCUUUGUUACAAAUCAUGCCUGAGCCGCUCAAUCGUAGUCUGCCUUAUGCACUGAGUUUUGCGACAGGUAUUCCUUUGAAGAUGGUGAUGUCUAUUUUGGAUAAAAGAUAUCCUCUGGAUCAAACAGUUGGAGAACUAACAGAGAGUGUUGGAGCAUUUUCAUCGUACCUUUCUGUCCUGGCUGAUAUCCUACCCAGAGAAACGCUUUACUGGAAGCUACAGAUGCUGAGGUCAGCUUCAGCAUAUACCAAUUCCCGUCUUCAUGCUGUCAAAGCACAGACACUAAUACUUUCCAGUGGUAGAGACCUGCUGUUACCAAGUCAUGAGGAAGGUGAAAGGCUUUGCCAUAUGCUGCCAAAAUGUGAGAUUCGUAAAUUUGAUGACAGUGGGCAUGCCCUUUUCUUGGAAGAUGAUCUUGAUCUAGUAACUGUCAUACAGGGUGCUGGUUUCUAUCGCCGUGCAAGAUGCAUUGACUAUAGCUCAGAUUACAUACCACCAACUCCAUCUGAGUUCAAAAAAAUAUAUGAACCAUUCAGAUGGAUUGAGGUGGCUACCAGCCCUGUGGUGCUCUCAACUUUAGAGGACGGAAAGAUAGUAAGAGGCCUUGCAGGGGUUCCAUCUGAGGGGCCGGUCUUAUUUGUUGGCUAUCACAUGUUACUAGGUUGGGACUUGGUUCCGCUGAUAUCUCGUUUUUGGAUGGAAAGGAAUAUUGUUGUCCGAGGCAUAGCCCAUCCAAUGAUGUUCACAAAGUUGAGAGAGGGAAGUUUACCCGAAUUAUCAGCCUACGAUACAUUCAGAAAAAUGGGAGCAGUACCUGUUUCGGCAACUAACUUCUAUAGACUUUUUGCAUCAAAGUCCCAUGUCCUAUUGUUUCCAGGAGGCAUGCGUGAAGCUCUUCACCGAAAGGGGGAGGAGUACAAGUUAUUCUGGCCAGAACAGUCUGAGUUUGUUAGGAUGGCAGCGAGAUUUGGAGCAACAAUUAUACCUUUUGGUACUGUUGGAGAAGAUGAUGUUGCUGAAGUAUUACUUGAUUAUGAUGAUCUCAUGAAAAUUCCUUAUUUUAAGGCUGAAAUAGCAAAACUCACUGAUGAGGCUAUCAAGUUGAGAGCUGACAUCAAUGGAGAAGUAGCAAACCAAGAUGUGCACCUUCCAGUUAUCUUACCUAAACUUCCAGGACGUUUCUAUUACUACUUUGGGAGGCCAAUUGAAACAAAAGGGAGGAAGAAGGAAUUGAGGGAUAGGGAAAAAGCACAUGAACUGUAUUUAGAAGUGAAGUCUGAUGUAGAGAAAUGCAUUGGUUUCUUGAAGGAGAAAAGGGAAGGUGACCCUUAUAGACAUAUACUGCCUCGAUUGAUCUUCCAGGCCAUGCAUGGUUUUGAUUCAGAAGUUCCAACUUUUGAACUUCCAUCAUUUGUAACGUCAAAAGCAAAAGUUCAAUGAUCUCAGUGGAAACACUGCAGUAUUGUGAUCCUGGGAGAGAGACGUCUAUGCCCGGUGCACAUUACCAAUCAUACAUAUCAUCCCCCGCAUUCUAAUAACAUAAUUUAGAUUCUUCCGCGCAAGGGGCAUCUUUCUGCUAUGUAAUUCUUUUCCAUCUCUUCAUUAUUAAUUAUUAUUAUGCGUAUACAUUUAAGCCCCAUGUAUGUAUGCUAAUUUAUAAAAUUGUGGAUAUGCCAUAUGCAUAUGAAGAAAUUGGAACUUC